GUUUUUCUUGAACUCAAUAUCCACAAAGUCUCGAACUUUCACAGGAGCAGUAUCAUCAAAAAAUGAAAUUCCUCAUUGUUUUAGUUGCCCUUGUUGCCUUGGCAGUGGCUGCUCCCACUCCCGAUGAGCAUGAUGAACACGCCGAUAUUGUGAAGCUCAAUUCGAAAGUUGAUCAUCACAACUAUGCAUGGGACGCCGAGACCAGCAAUGGCAUUCAUCAAGAAGAACAUGGCGAGGUCAAGGAUUAUGGCAAGGAUCAUGCCAUUCUUGUUCAUGGCUCUUACUCCUGGAAGGAUCAUCAUGAUGGUAAAACCCAUACCGUUACCUACUAUGCCGAUGAUCAUGGCUACCAUCCCAAAGUAGAACAUAACUAAGAUGUAUGAUGUUUAUCCAUCCGCAGUGGACCACAGCAGCAAAUUAUGCAAAAAAAUUGCAUUCAAUGAAAAUGUAAAAAAAAAAAUAAUGAAAAUACAAAAAAUUUUA
Molecule: messenger RNA, 483 nt
Organism: Stomoxys calcitrans (stable fly)
Lineage: Eukaryota; Metazoa; Arthropoda; Insecta; Diptera; Muscidae
Product: larval cuticle protein 65Ab1-like
Exons: 2
Coding region: 63-374 (103 amino acids)
Source: RefSeq, a predicted model, not a curated record